Molecule: messenger RNA, 1819 nt
Organism: Drosophila elegans
Lineage: Eukaryota; Metazoa; Arthropoda; Insecta; Diptera; Drosophilidae
Product: serendipity locus protein alpha
Exons: 1
Coding region: 4-1596 (530 amino acids)
Biological process (GO): cell migration; cellularization; cell-cell adhesion
Cellular component (GO): membrane; adherens junction; cytoplasm
Molecular function (GO): beta-catenin binding; actin filament binding
Source: RefSeq, a predicted model, not a curated record
AAUAUGGAGUCGUUAUUGUUUCAGUUAAAUACUUGCAGUGAGCUGAUUGCAGAAGGAUACAGCAGCACGGGCAACAUUGGCUGGUUAAACGAGUUCUGCGCCACCUUUCUUGACUUUGCCAGCGAUUUGAAGGCCAGACUGCCGGAAGUGGCACCCAGCGGCGCCAACUUGGACGUGGAGACCAUCUUCCUGUGCCUCACCCAGGUGGUCACUUGCAUCACCCACUUGGAGCGGACCAUCAUCAGGGAGGCGCCGCAGAUGACCAGGCAGCACUUUCUCGAUCGCUUGGACUGGUGUCUCCGCCGACUGCUCAUAUCCUUGACGCAGCUGGAGACCAGCGUGGCCACCGUCAAGAACCUGGAGGAUCACUCGUUUGUGGAGCUAAUGGAUCUGGCACUAGAUCACCUGGAUGAUUACAUGGAGCUGCUGGCUCAAAGGGGCAACAAUUCGCUACACACGCUGGAGGAGAGUUUCAUGGAGGACACCUACCAGUUGGCCGGCAUAGUGAAUCACCUAGUUCGCCAUGCCUUGGCCUUUGCCAAUGUGGCUAUUAACUCGGACAAGAAGGCGUUGACUGCUCUGUGUGAGACAUUACUCAGCGAAUGUGCCACCUUUCAUGAGGAGUCUGGAGAUCCCAAUUGUGGUCAUCGUAAGCUGGAGGCCCUCUCCCUGGAGCGGGCUCUCUAUGCCCUAGAAUCCUUUCUAAAUGAGGCACUGCUGCAUCUGCUCUUCGUCAGCUUGAUAGAAUUGGAGAAUACAUCGGUUGAAAGGCUGAAGGAAGCUUUGCAAAAGGACAUGGAGGGCGCUCAGGAACUAGUCUCCACCUUCGACACCAAUAUGGAUCGCAUCCAGCAGAUUGGAGUGCUGGCCAUAGCCUUCUCGCAGGACAUAAAGACGAAGACCAUUGUGAGGAGCUGCCUGGCUUCUUUGGAAUCCCUGGAUGCCUGCAUUGUUCCAGCUCUCCAGUUACCAGAAUCCGCUUCAUCCUCACACCAUGCGGACAUCCUGCAGGAUCACUUCAACCAGGAGCUGCUGAUCUUUCGCAACGUCAUCCACGAAAUCAUCGACAGUUGUUCCCUGAUCAAUAACUAUCUGGACAUGCUGGGCAAAAGUAUCCAAAUUCAGGAGAAGAGUCAGCUGAAGCUGAUUGUCCAAAGGGGCAGUGUUUUGGUGGAGCACUUCCGGCUGCCUGUUAAUUAUUCGACUCUCAGUGAAGAUGGCAAGCGGGUGCACAAGGAUCUCAUCCUGAUCCUGCGUGAGUGCCAGGCUGUGGUCAGCCUGGACAUUCCAGUGGAUCCCAAACGCAUCGUAAAGCGUCUCAAGAUACUGUACUCCGUUCUGGCCAAGCUGAGGGACUCGAUAAGCAAGGAGAUCCUGGAGCCCGACUGCUCAGUGGUCACCCAAGACCCGAUUCCCUGCAAUGUCACCCGAACUUUUGUGCGAAACAGUCGAUCCGUAUCUAAAAGACAUCGAUCCUUCGUUAAGCAGAGCGGAAAUUGUUCCGUCCUUGACCCGCAGGAUAAACUUGUGGAAUCCAUUAAUAAUGACAGCGAUCUUAUAAGCUUUCAAUUAACCGAAAUUCUUAGAAUAGAUUGAGUUUGACAGAUCAUAUUUUAAAUAAGUAAGUCAAGAAAUGAAGAUAAUCUAUAUUUUGUAAAUACUUCAAUAAUUUGAAGUUUUUUGCUUAAAAUUUAGAAAACAAUAGCCACACACUGUUUGCGAUGGAACAUGACAAAUAUUUUAAAUAAGUACGUCAAUAAAAAAGUGUAAUCUGUAUAAAUGUAUGUAGUUGCUUUAUUAAUUCGAACUUUUUACAGAG